Molecule: messenger RNA, 2435 nt
Organism: Solea senegalensis (Senegalese sole)
Lineage: Eukaryota; Metazoa; Chordata; Actinopteri; Pleuronectiformes; Soleidae
Gene: kbtbd4
Product: kelch repeat and BTB (POZ) domain containing 4
Exons: 5
Coding region: 654-2225 (523 amino acids)
Molecular function (GO): protein binding
Source: RefSeq, a predicted model, not a curated record
GAUAUCAGAGGUUCACAGAGGCAACUGGCCUCAUUCACCCAUUGUUGUGCAAAAUUCAACUUAUAUUUGCUUAUAGUAAUAAUCACAUAAAAUAAAGAAUACACUAAAGUCCACUUAAAAGUGGUAUAUGGUUUGUCUGAAGUUAAUGCAAUUUAAUUAAUAUUAACAUAUGUAUAAAAUAUUAAAAAAGGGGAGUCAGUGAAGCUAUGAUGGAAGCCCUGUAAAUCGGAAACUUUGUCGGGACAAAAGGUGCAAAAGGUUCACAGAAAUUCUGGAAUUACAUUACACUAUAUUUUGUUAUUAUCUCAGAAUGAUGACUUGGGUUUUCGAGAUUUAAAAUGUUUAUUUGCCUUGUGUGCAGGCACAUAUGAAUUCUUGUGCAAAGCUUCCAGUCAGUAAUUAUUUAAGGUUGUAAUGUCAUCAUCUUAAAUGUUUCUAAUACUAAUAAUAAUGAUACUACUAGUACUACUACUACUAGUACUAACAACAACAAUAAUUAAAAAUAUAUGUAUAUAAAUUGAUGUAGUGACAUAGUUGUACCACUUGAGGGCAGUAGCAAUAGUCAAUUCAAAAAAGUCGACUUUAUUUAGUUCCGGUGAAGAGGUCAUCGGGUUCUGAAUGAUAAAGUAGUGAAGAUAAAGUUAACAACAAAAAUGGAGUCCAGCGAGAAGGGCAGCCUCAGUGUCGGGGGCUCUGUGGGAGAGGAGAACUACUUCUUGGGAUACACCUUCACCGAUCGCUCGCACUCCAGCCGGGUGGUUAAGAGCAUCAUGGACUUGUGCCUGGAGGACGGCCUGUUUGCUGACGUCACCAUCACUGUGGACAGCAAAGAGUUUAACCUGCACCGUCUUGUGCUCUCAGCGCAGAGCAGAUACUUCCGCUCCAUGUUCACCUCUAACCUCAAAGAGUCCCACAACCGUGCUAUUGAGUUGAAAGAUGUCAGUGCCAGUGUCUUUCAACUGCUGGUUGACUACAUCUACCAUGGGACAAUCAAACUGCGGGUGGAGGAGCUUCAGGACACUUAUGAGAUGGCAGACAUGUACCAGCUGACUGCUCUGUUUGAAGAGUGCUCCCGCUUCCUCUCACGAACAGUGGAAGUCAAGAGCUGCCUGCAGGUUAUGUGGCUUGCAGACAGACACAGUGACCAGGAGUUGUACACUGCAGCCAAGCACUGCGCUAAAAUCCACUUGGCUCAAUUGCAUCAGACUGAAGAAUUUCUAAAUCUGCCUAUGUGUCUUCUCUUGGAUAUCAUCAAAGAUGGCGUUCCAAGCUCCCAGAAUCCAACACUGGCAAUCGAGUCGUGGAUAAAUCACAACAAGGUGGAGAGAGAGGAGUUUUCUUCUGUACUCCAAGAAAAUCUCAAGGAAAUUGGGGAGAAUGUCCACAUUUACCUGAUUGGCAAAGAAGAGACGAGGACUCAUUCCCUGGCCGUGUCACUUCACUGUGACGAGGACGAUACAGUCAGCGUGAGCGGACAGAACAGCUUAUGCCAUCAGAUCACUGCAGCCUGUAAACACGGAGGGGACCUGUACGUAGUUGGGGGGUCUAUCCCUCGUCGCAUGUGGAAGUGCAACAUGCAUACCAUGGACUGGGAGCGCUGUGCCCCACUACCCAGAGACCGCCUCCACCACACCAUGGUCUCUGUCUCUACUGAGGAUGCGAUCUACUCACUAGGCGGUAAAACAUUGCAGGACACACUUUCGAAUGCUGUCAUUUACUACACAGUGAAGGACAACAUGUGGAUAGAAACCAACCAACUGGACACUGCAGUGUCCGGUGCUGCUGGGGUUAACUUGGGUGGUACCAUCUACCUGCUUGGAGGGGAGGAGAAUGACAUGGACUUUUUUACAAAGCCAUCCCGCCUGAUUCAGUGCUUUGACACAUCCUCCCAGAAGUGCCAGAUCAAACCCUACAUGCUGCCGUUCGCAGGCUGCAUGCACGCUGCUGUCCACAUGGAUGUGAUCUUUAUUGUAGCAGAAGGAGACUCACUAGUGUGCUACAACCCUCUGCUGGAGAGCUUCACACGCCUGCGCUUCCCUGAGGUGUGGAGUUGUGUUCCGUCACUGUGGAAGGUGGCCAGCUGUAAUGGAUGCAUAUACGUGUUCAGGGACAAAUGUAAGAAAGGUGACGCAAAUACGUUAAAGUUUAACCCCGCUACGUCUGUCGUCUCAGUUAUCAGAGGGAUAAAAAUCCUGCUCACAAACUGGCAGUUUGUUUUGGCAUAAAAUGUCAUCCAUAAACUCACACUGUGGUCCACACACUCACCACAGAGAAUCAGGGAAGACUGUUGGAUAACUUACCAUGACUUCACGGGUCAGACAUCCGGCAAAGAGACCUGAUCUUAAAUGCAUUUACUCAGCUGGUUUCUGUGACACUUCACCUCCUGACCAGUGAAAACAUUUCAGUGGUAUGCAUCUAUUGUGGUACAGUGUGUC